Messenger RNA from Acanthoscelides obtectus, 854 nucleotides. NCBI's taxonomy places the organism in Eukaryota, Metazoa, Arthropoda, Insecta, Coleoptera, Chrysomelidae. The record is from the annotation of a GenBank genome assembly.
CCUCGAACCUCAAUCACUCAAUCGCCGUCCGUAGCAGUCGGCUCUCCUCAAGCCUCAAUUUCGCUGUCGCUCUUUGGCAUUUCGCUGUUUCAGUCAGCCGCAGAGGUGCUGUCGGAGUAGGGACGUAUGUUGUGAUUGAUUUACCGGAAGUGUCUUGUGCGGUGUGUGUGUGGCCUCCUGCGAUCGUGUUGCUUUCCUGUCACAAUCGCGAAAACAUGGCCGAAGCCACAGGUGCUGCGGUGGUUACGCCAACGAAUCCGAAUGCCGAAGUCGUUCGUGGACAGGUCUUCGAAGUGGGGCCCCGGUACACGAAUCUCGCCUACAUUGGUGAAGGCGCUUACGGAAUGGUCGUAUUGGAGAAAAAACGCCAAGCAGAAAGACCACGCGACCAGCGAAUUAAAAAUGAUCCAAUCAAGAAUGCUGAGUUAAAAGAAAAAGAAAAAGAGAAGUAUCACAGAAAGAAGGAAAAAGUACAAGUUAGAAGUAUAAAAGAUCUGACAGAUAGGGAACAGCGAGCUAUGAGAAAGAUAUGGAGAGAGCAAACUGAAAGAUAUAGGGAUCGUGUGAGGCAAAAAACUAUUGUUAAUUAUCCAGAGUCACCGCCGCCUUCGGACCACGAAGAUCCACACUUCGAUCCUCAAAUAUUGGACAAUAGAGCUUCAGGUGCCAAUAGACCCUCAGAAAAACAGAGGAAACGGAUAAAUGAGCUUAUCAAAAAACAAAAAAACGAAAUUGAUCGAUUAAAAAACAAGGUGAAGAGAUUUCAAAGGAAACUAGAUCACGUAAGAAGUCUAAAAAUGUCACCAAAGUCGAAAGUGGACCGAUUACUAAAAAAAAAAAACGAAACCAAGUAA